CCUGCUUGACUGUCCCGCUCACUCAGACCUCACAGGAAACUCCCAACCAGCUCCCCCCCCUGCCCUCACACUCGCUCACCCUUUACUCACCACACUUUUUUGCUUUCACACACAGUCCCACCGGCUGCUCUGAGUCCGUGCAGAGAGGAUGGCUGCGUCCAUGUGCAGAAUGAAUUGGCUCUGGAGGAGGAUGGCUGGAGUCCUGGUGCUCUGCGCUCUGUUGCUCAGCAAUGAGGUGAUAUGUCAAGAAGACGCAACAGUAGAACCCCCCGCCAUAUCUGACGCCAAUCCCACCUCAGGAGCCAACGCUGCGACCGAUGCUGCUGCUCCAGAUGCUGUUACUCCAGAUGCUGCUGCUCCAGAUGCUGCUGCUCCAGGUGUGUCAGCGGCCCCGACCGCAGCUGACCCUGCGACGGCAGCAGGUCAAGACGCUGCAGCCUCUGGGGCUCCACUCUCACCAACAAUUAUAAUCAUUGCAGCCAAUCCAGACAGCAUGGACACGUCAGGGUCCACUGUGGCCCCCUCUGACAGCAACAAUAAUGGAGUUGCACCCAUUGAGGUUGUUCAUUUGAUGCUGCCUGAAGUGAAGUGUGUUGGAAAAGACGUCAUCCCAGAGGGCAACGCCGUCAAGGCUGUGGUGGCGACUGAUGAUUGUGAGGCAACCAAACAGAUUAUUCUGUCAAACCCUGCAGGCUGGUGCCACAGCAAAAACUGUAAUCUAGAAAUCUUCCAAGAUGGCAACAAUGUGCUGGUGGCCAGUGAUGAUGCUAAGUUGAAAACUUUGGCUGAAGCUCUGCAGAGUGAACAUUUGAAAGACAAGCUGGGUGUGACAAAGAUUGAGACCCCGUCAUCGUCAGGUUCCUCUGUAUUCGUUGGAAUUCUGGUCACCGGUCUGCUCGCUGCCCUCGCGAUCACUGUCGGUUACUUUAAAUGCCAACGCAGGGCCGACCCCAAGGGAGUGAGGCUGGCGGAGGAGGCCUAUCCAGUGGAUCCGGAGAACCAGGGGAACACCCUUGUGUCUGUGGCCCCCCUCAACCCCCCUCCAGAAACUCAGGAGAAACCCAGCGUCAACGGAGAGUCCCCCGAGCCGGCCAAGACCGAGCCUGCUCCUCCUCCCACCAACGGCCAUUCCACCGCCAAGACAGCAGACACAGAGCUGUGAAGUAGACGACCGACGAAUGGCAGCCCAGGAACUACCCCCCCACAAACACAACCCCCGUCCACACACACACCCCUGAAAACUCACCUCCUUUUUCUGAAUCCCCCCCACCCCCAAGUGCCUCAACAAACAUCAGGAAACCUAGUCUGAUGAUGACAAUGACGAUGACGAUGAAGGCUCAGUACCCGGGUCGUUGACGGCCGUCAGGCUGGAGGCGAGAGAGCGGAGAGGGCGGAGUUCAGGGUGUGUAGUUUAGCGAUAAUCAACACUGGCUCCCGUGACGUCUGCAACCUCUGGAGUCACAUUCACGUGCUGUCAACACCCAGCAGGGUCUCGUGCUCGUCGUCAGCCUUAAAGCUUCAACCAAAACCCUUGAUUAGGAAAAACAAAGAAUAAGCUCAUAAAUGAAAUUGUUCCUUGGUUUAUUGAAACGACAGACAGACAGAUUGACAGGAGAAAAAGAAACACGGUGCCUUGAAAUCUGUUUACAAGCUUCUCGGAGAGAAACUCCAUCAGGCUUUCGUCUUGUUCAUCUGAUUGAAUUAUUGAUGUGUGCGAAUGUGUGUCAAAUCCUGCACGUGUGGGUCAACAUGUACUUGCAUCUGUACUGUAAAUUUCCAUACGUGCAUCUACACUGCUUUUUUUCUGCUCACUGUAUGUACUGUAUGCAUGAUUGAUGUGGAGCCAUGGGUUUGAAUGUGCAUGUGACAUUUGCCUUUAAAUAUGUACAAUUUUGUAAAAUAAGUCGAGUGGCGGCUCACCGAGUUACGGCCGCUCUCCUGAACGACGAGGACGGAGUAUAGUAUUAGAAUUCACCAAUCUGCUACUGCAAAGUGAAGUGACAUCACAAAGUUAACGCAAAGCUCAUCCAUUGUCAGUAUUAUUCUCUUUUCAAUAUACUGUAUAAGCUCUUUUUACUCUCAGUAUUCUAUUGAUCAGUGUGUAUGGUAUGGUGACUCUGUCUUGUUUUUAUUCUGUGUACUUUCAUUUUUGUGCCAAAGAAUUUCACUUCAUAGCUUGUGUUGUACUAAAACACGAACUCUCUGGCACCUUUACAAUGUUUGAUCCAGGUCACAUACGAUACACAAAGAUGCUCGAGUGCCACGACGGCGAGAAAGAAGCAGCUUGUGGUUGAAAUCUGUUGUUUUUUCUUUCCUUUGGUUUAUAAAUUAAGACAAACCAGAGAGAAAAGCACAAAAAGGAAAAAUGUAUUUUAUUUUCGUAGAACUAGAACCAGCAAGAUAAAUGAGAUGUCUCACAUUAAUUCUUUCCUUUCAAUUCAUUUUCGCUUUUCACUGCUAACAUUCCAGUGUGAUUAUUUCAUUCUUCCAGCGGUUUAAAUUUGAUUUAACGUGAAAAAAAUAAAAAGUAAA
Molecule: messenger RNA, 2532 nt
Organism: Paralichthys olivaceus (Japanese flounder)
Lineage: Eukaryota; Metazoa; Chordata; Actinopteri; Pleuronectiformes; Paralichthyidae
Gene: cd34
Product: CD34 molecule
Biological process (GO): cell adhesion
Cellular component (GO): membrane
Source: RefSeq, a predicted model, not a curated record